Messenger RNA from Ostrea edulis (European flat oyster), 3575 nucleotides. RefSeq lists its product as uncharacterized. Gene Ontology annotation, cellular component: cytoplasm; plasma membrane. Gene Ontology annotation, molecular function: GTP binding; GTPase activity. Lineage: Eukaryota; Metazoa; Mollusca; Bivalvia; Ostreida; Ostreidae. The record is from RefSeq and is a predicted model, not a curated record. The transcript has 4 exons. The coding region runs from base 2615 to 3184 and encodes 189 amino acids. Gene Ontology annotation, biological process: intracellular protein transport; vesicle-mediated transport.
AAAAUGACUGAAAUAUUCUUAAAACCAUAAUCAAUCAAUCAUAAUGUGUCCGGCUCUUGAAAGUAAACCAUAUUUCGAAAUAAGUCACAAAUUUCUCCAAUAUGAAAUAAAAUCCCAAAAGAAUUUUACCAGAAUGGAUGUUUCCAACAAAAUGUAACAACUGGAUGGAAGGUGAAGAUAACGAACAGUGAUCAAUCUCAUAACUCCUAUAAGCAAUACAAAGUAGAGAGUUGGGCAAACACGGACCCAUCGACAUACCAGAGGUAGGAUCAGGUGCCUAGAAGGAGUAAGCAUCCCCUGUAGACCGGUCACACCCGCCGUGAGCCCUAUAUCUUGAUCAGGUAAACGGAGUUAUCUGUAGUCAAAAUCAGUGUGCCAAGAACGGUCUAACAGUCGGUAUGAAACACGUUAGACAGCAUUUAACCCAAUGAUAUAUAGGUUGUAUUGGCGAACUAGAUCGUUAUAACGACCAUAGAAUUUGCCAAAUGCUGACUUUAAACGAAACUGUUGAAACCCCUCUACCAUCAACUUGUUUGUCAGUAGCUUUUACAAAUUGUAAUGACAGUCAUUUCCUCAUGAAUGCGCUACAGUUUAUUGUGAGCAAUGCGCGUAUAAAUGUUGAUGAAUAUAGUAAGUUUAUUUCCACGGUUGUGAAUUCCGACAGAAAUCAAAGUAGAAUUUAAAUAUACAAAUUAGAUAUCAUUGUCUAUGAUAACGCAAAAGAUGUUUAUUGAUAUUUCCUAAAAUCAUGAAAACAAACCGCCUUUGUUUGUCGACUGUUGAAAACACACCAUAUUUGAAAAUAAGCCGUAAAUUUCUCCGGUAUGAAUUAAAAUCCUGAAAUAUUUUACCAGAAUGGGUACUUCCAACACAACAUAAGACUGAGUGUUAUUUUUUAAUGUCUACAUUUCGAAAGUCAUUUCCUUUGAUACCCUUGCAAAUUGUAAUAAGCCGUUUCCUCUUUAAUGCGCUGUAGUUCCGAACGUGCAUGUAUGAAUCUUUAUUGAUGAAGUACGUCUUAUCUAACGGUUAGGAAGUCAAGAGAAUGUAAAUAUAAAAAACAAAAUUUCAUUUUUGAAAAUAUAUGAGAAUAUGGAGAUGUGAGAACUGUUUGCAGAGUGGAGUUGAUCACGUGGAAAAUUAAAGAAAACUGAUUAUCACAACGUUAUGAAAAAGUCUCUAUCAGUUAACGUCAGAGUUGUCCGCGCGGCUUAUGUAUGAAAAAGUGAAGAUAUGGAACAAUGAUCAAUCUGAUAACUCCUAUAAAGAAUACAAAACCAAGAGCUGGGUAAACAUGGACCACUGGAUAUGCCAGAGGUGAGAUCGGAGUAAGCAUAUAUAAAGUAUUUAUACAAAUAGCGAGAUCAAAAUAUUGGGUCUAUACCGCUUCGAUUCUUACAUUCAAAUGUAAAUAAAUAUGUUCCGUUAUGUCCGUUCAGACAACGUUAGCAAUGAUGAUAGAAUCCAUCCUGCGAUUCUGAAAUCUAGACUUUGAAUGCAUCAUUCUAUACUACGGCUGUUUUGACUACAUGUUGCAUUCAACAGUGUCUUCUGUAAAUUCAAAAUGAUAUUUAAAAAAUGAAACUCAUUUGUUGAAAAGACAGGAGGGCAUGCACUGCGACGCUUAACGCUACAAUUUCUAAAGACAGCAAAGCAAAACACAUUGAAAAUAAACUUUUAGUCAUUCCAGAAAUAUUUAAAACGUUGCAACUAUCAGGGCAUUAGAACACGUCAUUUUUACAGACUUUUACAUCUCGUCAGUACAUCUCGUCAGUUGAUAGAACUUGUGUUCCAACCUGUUGUAUAUGUAUUUAAAAUGAAAUACUGUAUGUUCAAAUCCUCAAAUCAAUGUAGGUCGAAAAUAUCUAAGAUGCAUUAAUACAGCAUUAAUACAGCUUAUGACGUCCUGCGUGAAAAGUCUCGUAAAAGGGACGUACAGUUGAUGAGGUCCCGCGUGAAAAGUCUCGUAAGAGGGAUGUAAAACAAAUAUACAAACAAAAGAUAUUUUUCAUCUAAGUAUACACUCAUAUUUCUUUUCAGUUACUGACGUUUUAUUUGUUGAAUAAUACUAUAUCGUAAAACGUAGUUUACAUUAUAUUUCUAGAAGCGUUAUGUCUGCACUAAUUUUUGAAUUCACAAUUAAUCAUAGUAAUUCAUUUCUUUCGAACAGGAUUUCGUAUUGUAUGGGAUUCUUUCAUAUUAUGCAAUACAGAAAAAACAACGUGUACAUGUAUGGCGGGGGCAAACUGACCAGUUAUUAAUUUAAGAUAAUAAUAAAGGUAAUAACCAAAAACUUCUAUCUUGUUGUAUUCGUAAAACCAGAGUUCAUCCGAUAGUUUACGACAAGUAGUACAUCCUCGUAUGUACAUGUACACCUAUUCAUUGAUUCAUUCGGAAUGCCUCGAUCUGUGUUUAUUUAUACAACCGGGUGUUUCGUCAUACCUUCCACGCUGGAAAUAAAUCGUUGAAUGAUCCAACAUUUAAAUGGCACGUGGAAAUUUUAGCUUGUCGUCUCCCUAGUAUAUAUAAACUUGUACCGAUAUAUCAAAUUAAAAGAAAAAAGAUCGAAGCUUGAGACUUAUUAAAGAAAUUCAGUGCAGAAAUUAAGAAAACCAUGGGAUUAUUUCUCUCCAAAUUAACCACUCUUUUUGAGUCUUUUUCCUUUGGAUCACCAGCAAGAAUAGUUAUGCUUGGCUUAGAUGCUGCUGGGAAAACGACCAUUUUAUACAAGAUUAAACUGAACGAGAAUGUGUGCACCAUACCAACCAUAGGUUUUAAUGUGGAGACAGUAUCCCCGGUAAAGGGCGUAUCCUUCACGGUCUGGGACGUCGGGGGUCAAGACAAAAUUAGACCGUUAUGGAAACACUACUACCAAAACACUGAAGGUCUGGUAUAUGUAGUAGACAGCAACGACAGAGAGAGGAUUACGGAGUCACGUGAAGAACUGUUCGGAAUCCUCCAAAACGAUGAAAUGAGAGGAGUUCCAGUGGUGGUCAUCGCUAACAAACAAGAUCUUCCAAAUGCUCAAAGUACCUCGCAGGUGGCAGACCAAAUGUGCUUAAACAGGCUGACGUCACGAAAAUGGUUCAUUCAAUCCGCAUGCGCAACAACAGGUGAAGGCAUAUACGAAGCCAUGAAGGAAUUAGCAACUAUGGUUAAAGAGUAUAAGAAGGGGCUUAAAUGAAACCGUUCACCACAAGUAUCUGUUAUAAGUCAUCAAGGGAGUGCUCAUUGACUUUUAUCUGCAUCUUUUACAUCCAUACAUGGAGGCGCUUCCAAGUCAGCAGAUAUCCAAACUGCGGUGUAGCCGUGUGAACAUCGGCUGAUACAACACAAGCUGUAUCCGUGUGAAUAUUGGCUGAUACAACACAACAAGCUAUCGAGAGAACCAGUCAUUAUCAAUGAGAAACAACAUUGUUUAGAUCAUGGUCACACAUUACGUGUUCUUUACAAUAACUGUUUCCAUGACUAUCGUGUUUGUGGAGUUUUACAACACUUGUUAUUGAAAUUGUUCUUGUUUUUGUGAUCAUUGGUUAUUGUUGUUCAUAAAGAAUAAAAAAUGAGAAAUAGAUAGA